This is a messenger RNA of Saitoella complicata NRRL Y-17804, 1884 nucleotides long. Its product is annotated as AMP deaminase. The transcript is spliced from 5 exons. NCBI's taxonomy places the organism in Eukaryota, Fungi, Ascomycota, Saitoellomycetes, Saitoellales, Saitoellaceae. Gene Ontology annotation, biological process: AMP metabolic process; IMP salvage. Bases 1 to 1884 code for a protein of 627 amino acids. Gene Ontology annotation, cellular component: cytosol. Gene Ontology annotation, molecular function: AMP deaminase activity. The record is from RefSeq and is a predicted model, not a curated record.
AUGCCCGAAGCUCCAACUGGUACAGGUGCAACGACACCGACGAUCACACCCGAGGUCGCCGCGAUCUUCCAAAACAUCCAGCACUGUAUCAAUCUCCGUGAGAAGUACAUCAAGCUUAGUAACCAGCGUGAUGGAGAUAACCCCAGAGACGAGGUCGGCAAGUGGAAGGUGUACCCUCCCACUCCGAAUCACCCUCCAAAGCAAAGUAUCCCUGAGGCGGUCGGCGCGGACUUUGACUUUGAGAAAUGUGAGAUCCCGGGUAGCCAUGAGUAUGCGUGGGAGAUGGACAGGUCUGGUGUAUACCAAGUCUCUCGCUCUGAUAACGAAAAGAUCGUGGAUGUACCGACCAUCAGGGAUUAUUACCUCGAUCUGGAAGCCAUCUCUGAGAUCGCAAGUGACGGUCCCGCGAAGAGUUUUGCGUUCAGACGGUUACAGUACCUCGAGGGCAAGUGGAAUAUGUACAUCCUUCAGAACGAGUUCGAGGAACUGGCUGCUACCAAAAGAGUUCCUCAUCGUGAUUUUUAUAAUGUGCGAAAGGUGGAUACCCAUAUUCACCACUCCGCUUGUAUGAACCAGAAGCACUUGCUCCGGUUCAUCAAGUCGAAGUUGAAGAAGAGUCCUGAAGAAAUGGUUAUCUUCCGUGAUGGCAAACACCUCACUCUCCGCGAAGUAUUCGACUCGCUCUCUCUUACCGCCUAUGAUCUUUCUAUCGACACCCUCGAUAUGCACGCACACAAAGACUCUUUCCACCGAUUUGACAAGUUCAACUUGAAGUAUAACCCAAUCGGAGAAUCUCGUUUGCGUGAGAUCUUCUUGAAGACGGAUAACUAUAUUCAGGGAAGGUACCUCGCGGAGUUGACGAAGGAGGUAAUCGGGGAUAUGGAGGUAGGGAAAUAUCAGAUGGCCGAGUACCGAAUCUCGAUUUAUGGACGAUCUGUUGACGAAUGGGACAAACUCGCAGCUUGGGUUAUCGACAACAAGCUCUUCUCUCACAACAUCCGUUGGUUGAUCCAGAUUCCCCGUCUCUACAACAUCUACAAAUCCUCCAAUAUCGUCUCUAACUUCGCCGACGUCAUCCGUAAUAUCUUCGAACCUCUCUUCGAAGUCACAAAAGACCCUGCCUCUCACCCUAAACUCCACAUCUUUCUCCAGCGCGUGAUCGGAUUUGACUCUGUCGACGACGAAUCAAAGAACGAGAGACGUAUUUGGAGAAAGUACCCGGAGCCGAGGGAGUGGGAUAAUGCGCAGAACCCGCCGUACAGUUACUGGAUUUAUUUCAUGUAUGCGAAUAUGACGAGUUUGAAUGCGUGGAGGAAGGAGAGGGGGUUCAAUACGUUUUUGUUGAGGCCUCACUGUGGUGAGGCGGGUGAUAGCGAGCAUUUAGCCACUGCGUUCUUGACUUGUCAUUCGGUGAGUCACGGUAUCAUGCUCCGCAAGGUGCCAUUACUCCAGUACCUCUUCUACCUCCAGCAAAUCGGUAUCGCCAUGUCACCCCUCUCGAACAACGCCCUCUUCCUCGCCUACGAGCGAAACCCACUCCCAUCCUUCUUCCGCCGCGGUCUAAACGUUUCGCUCUCCACCGACGAUCCCCUCCUCUUCCACUUCACCAAGGAGCCCCUUAUGGAAGAAUUCUCCGUCGCUGCACAGAUCUGGAAAAUGUCAUCAAUGGACAUGUGCGAGCUCGCACGGAACUCUGUGUUGCAGUCUGGAUGGGAGAUGGAGGUUAAACAGCAUUGGUUGGGCAAGAAUUGCUAUAACCCCGGGCCGGAGGGGAAUGAUAUCCAAAAGACGAACGUGCCGGAUUUGAGGCUGAAGUAUAGGUGGGAUAUGUUGAAGGCUGAGUGUGAUCUUGUAAAUGGACGGUUCAGGACUGCGAUGAACUGA